Messenger RNA from Rhineura floridana, 3775 nucleotides. It is a transcript of the gene VLDLR, whose product is annotated as very low density lipoprotein receptor. Bases 534 to 3200 code for a protein of 888 amino acids. Lineage: Eukaryota; Metazoa; Chordata; Lepidosauria; Squamata; Rhineuridae. The record is from RefSeq and is a predicted model, not a curated record. Gene Ontology annotation, molecular function: calcium ion binding; protein binding. The transcript is spliced from 19 exons.
CCUCGCUGCUGUCUGGGGCGCGCACAGCUGCGGAGGCAGGUUGUGUGGAUGAGGAAAUUAGGACAGGCGGCCGGGAUUGGAGGCGCUCGAGAGCCAACCAGAGGCCUCCCAGGCGCCCGUGAGUCACCGGCAGCAGCGCACACGGAGACAGGAGCGGGGCGGUUCGUAUAAGAGCGUCGUGGAGCCGCCUUCCCCGUUGUGCAUGCUCUUCGAGGCUUCCUCACCGGCCCAAUCGGUGUGUGCGGCAGCGCGCUCAGUCUGCAAGCCACCUCCUGGAUUCAUUUUAUUUUUUAAAUUUCAUUUGAUUUUUAAUUUCGUCUCCCGGACCGGUUGUUGUCUUCCUUGUUGCCGUCUGUAUUGUCCUCCGCUUUCUCCACCCCGCUUGGAGUACGCCAGCUUCGGCUUGUAUUCUUCUGGCCUGUGCAAGAAAAAGGAAGAAAAAAAGGGCAAAGGGGGGGGGAGGAAGGACUCUGGGGGAGGAAGGACUCUGCGGGGCCCCCUCCGCGCGCGCGUCUCGUCUCCCUCCUCCCUCAAUGCUGCGAACUUGUGCGAGGCGCAGUAGCAGGUGCCGCGCGAUGGACGCGUUCUCUGGCUGGGGGCUCUGGCUCCUGUUCGCUUUAGCUUGCUUCCCAGGACCGCGCGUUCUAGGUACAAGAGUAAAAUGUGAAGAUGAUCAGUUCCAGUGUCAUAAUGGUCGCUGCAUAACUCUGGUGUGGAGAUGUGAUGGCGAUAAAGACUGCGCGGACAACAGUGAUGAACUAUCCUGUGUGAAGAAGACCUGUGCUGCAUUAGAUUUUGUCUGCCUGAAUGGACAGUGUAUACCAAACAGAUGGCAGUGUGAUGGAGAUAUUGACUGUGAAGAUGGUUCUGAUGAACGUUCUGAAAUAUGCUACACAAAAAUAUGUGAGAUAGGGGAAGUCAGCUGUGGUCCUCGAUCAAGUCGAUGUAUCCCAGUGUCCUGGAAAUGUGAUGGUGAAAACGACUGUGAUGAUGGUGCAGAUGAAGAUGGUUGUGCCAAUAUAACUUGCAAUCCAGAAGAAUUCACAUGUGCCAAUGGGCAAUGCAUCUCAAAAGACUUUGCUUGCAAUGGGCAAGAAGACUGCAGUGAUGGUAGUGAUGAGGUAGGCUGUCCAGCACCUACUUGUAGAGUAGAUGAAUUCUCAUGCAAAACUGAAAGCAGCACCUGUAUUCCAAUUAACUGGGUAUGUGACAACGAACCUGACUGUACUGACUGGUCAGAUGAAUCUUCAGAGCAGUGUGGCCGCCAGCCUGUCCGUACUGUGAAAUGUGGAGAGAGUGAAAUGCUGUGUGACUCAGGAGAUGAAUGUUUUCACAAGAAGUGGCGUUGUGAUGGCGACAUUGACUGCAAAGAUGGAAGCGAUGAGAUAAAUUGCUCUUUUCAGACAUGCAGACCUGACCAGUUCAGAUGUGAGGAUGGAAACUGUGUUCAUGGGACCCGACAGUGUAAUGGUGUGAGGGACUGCAUAGAUGGAUCCGAUGAAGUGAACUGUCAAGUGGUUAAUCAGUGCACUGGACCUGGCAAAUUCAGAUGCAGGAGUGGAGAGUGCAUAGAUUCCAGUAAAGUUUGCAACCAGAAACAGGACUGCAAAGACUGGAGUGAUGAGCCUCUCAAAAAGUGCAACAUAAAUGAAUGCUUGGUGAACAAUGGAGGCUGUUCUCAUAUCUGCAGAGACAUGGUCAUAGGCUAUGAAUGUGAUUGUCCUGCUGGUUUUGAAUUGAUAGACAGAAAAACAUGUGGAGACAUUGAUGAAUGCCAGAAUCCUGGUAUCUGCAGUCAAAUCUGCAUCAAUACAAAAUUGGGGUACAAAUGUGAAUGUAGCCGUGGCUACCGGAUGGAUCCACAAACUGGAGUAUGUAAAGCAAUUGGAGGAGAACCAAGUCUGCUUUUUACUAAUCGCUGGAACAUCAGGCAGUUUGCCCUAGAAAGGCAGGACUAUACCCAGCUGAUAGGAGACCUGAGAAAUGUUGUUGCUCUGGAUGCUGACAUGGCUGAGCACACAGUCUUUUGGGCUGAUGUUGGGCCAAAUGCUAUCCUCAGCACCUCAAUUACUUCUAAUAACAAACCACUACAGCACCACCGGGUUAUAAAUAACAUACAGAGUCCUGCAGGAAUUGCUGUUGACUGGAUUUACAAGAACAUCUACUGGACUGAUUCUUCUCUCAAGUCUGUAUCUGUGGCUCGCCUUAAUGACGGUAAAAGAAAGAUACUGUUUAACACCGACUUAAGAGAACCAGCCUCGAUUGCUGUGGAUCCACUUUCUGGCUUCAUGUAUUGGUCUGAUUGGGGUGAACCAGCCAAAAUUGAAAAAGCAGGGAUGAAUGGACUUGACAGGCAGCAGAUUGUGACAACAGAUAUUGAGAGGCCUAAUGGUAUUGCACUAGAUCUUGUGAAGAAUCGUCUUUACUGGGUUGAUUCAAAGCUGCACAAGCUGUUUAGUGUUGAUAUGAAUGGACAUGACCGUAGGAUUGUGUUGGAAUCACAUGAAUUCCUUGCUCAUCCCUUUGCUCUGACAAUAUUUGAGGACACUGUUUACUGGACUGAUGGGGAAAAUGAAGCUGUAUAUGGUGCAAAUAAGUUCACAGGAGCUGAACUGGAAACAGUAGUGAACAACCUGUAUGAUGCUCAAGACAUCAUUGUGUACCAUGAACUUGUACAACAAUCAGGAAAGAACUGGUGUGAAGAGGAGAACAUGAUAAAUGGAGGCUGUGAAUAUCUGUGCCUGCCUGCUCCCCAGAUAAAUGAACGUUCCCCAAAGUAUACUUGCAUAUGCCCUGAUGGAGAUAAGUUGCAAGAUAAUGGCUUACGAUGCAGAGGUACAGGAACUACUGCGGCUUACUCUGAGGCAAACGACAACAGCAGAACAGAAAAACCACCUGGACCACUUUCUGGAGGGCAAAAUCGAAGCAGCCCCAUGUCAGAAGAGCUGACUUCUUCCAGAAGUUCUUCUGCAACAUGGGCCAUUCUUCCUGUAUUAUUGUUGGCUAUGGCAGCAGCAGGCAGUUACUUCAUGUGGCGUAACUGGCAGCACAAGAACAUGAAAAGCAUGAAUUUCGACAAUCCAGUAUACUUAAAAACAACUGAAGAAGACCUUUCCAUAGAUAUUGGAAGACACAGUGGUUCAGUGGGACAUACAUAUCCAGCUAUAUCAGUAGUAAGCACAGAUGAUGACUUAUCUUGAAGGCAAUCAUCUUCUAGUCGAUUUGUGUUCUACACUUUUUGGAUGGUAGCCAGUGGCUGAACAGAUCUCCUUCCCAUCAUGGAAGAAUGAAGAUGCACGUGGCACAAGUUCACAAACCAUUUUCAUACAAAGCUGUAAAUGUCUGUCCGCAACAACUCAGCUUUUAAGUUACUGGUUACCUGUAACCCUUUUAAUAAGUAUUGCCACCGCUGGCCAUGUAUAAAGCACUUUCCAAAAAGCCAUAUUGAAAUAACAAGUGCUACAGAAGUGCUAACUGUAAAUAAUUGUACAGGCCCACUGUAAAUUUUCCUGAGGACAGUCUAUUAAGCACUUUGGAAAAAACAAAUUUCAAUGUAAAUUAUUGUAUAACUUUUUACAAUGGUUGGGCAAUGGCAAUAGGAGAAAACGGGUUACUCAAAUUAAUUGCCAAAAAUUUAUAAACUUUAACUUUUGUAUGAAUUGUGAAUUUUGUCCUCCCUGAACCACCUACAGGGGUGUGCAGAGGACAACUACUCUGUAUCAGAAAACCACUGUAAAUUUCAACACUGAAAUGAAAUUAAAGAGAAGCAAAUCUA